AUGAAACAAGGAACUCGCAGAGCAAAGAGAAAACUCAAGAGAUUACUUCAUCGGAGCUCUUUGUCGUCCAACUCUGCUCUCCAUGUCGCCACGUUCGUCAUCGUCUCCCCCUCAGCGUCACCGGCCGUUCACCACCUCCCCUUCAGCGCCACCGGCCGUUCACCACCUCCCCUUCAGCGUCACCGGCCGUUCACCACCUCCCCUUCAGCGUCACCGGCCGUUCUCCACCUCCCCUUCAGCGCCACCGGCCGUUCACCACCUCCCCUUCAGCGCCACCGGCCGUUCACCACCUCCCCUUCAGCGUCACCGGCCGUUCCCCACCUCCCCUUCAGCGUCACCGGCCGUUCUCCACCUCCCCUUCAGCGUCACCGGCCGUUCAUCACCUCCCCUUCAGCGCCACCGGCCGUCAGCGUCACCGGCCGUUCCCCACCUCCCCUUCAGCGUCACCGGCCGUUCACCACCUCCCCUUCAGCGUCACCGGCCGUUCACCACCUCCCCUUCAGCGUCACCGGCCGUUCUCCACCUCAGGAAACUUGCGUCAUUCAGGUCUCGUUCCGCGUCCUCUCCGCAAGUAUUGGUUUCUCUUCCUAUACUUGGGUAGGAAACUUGUGA
This is a messenger RNA of Procambarus clarkii (red swamp crayfish), 612 nucleotides long. The record is from RefSeq and is a predicted model, not a curated record. Lineage: Eukaryota; Metazoa; Arthropoda; Malacostraca; Decapoda; Cambaridae.